AUGCGUUGUGGGCAAUUCUUAUCCGGGCUGGCUGCCAUCGCCAACGUCUUUCUGCCGGACGUUGCUGCACAGAGUACGAUGAAAGGUCCUUGCCAACUGCUCGCCGAGUACCAGAGUAGUGCCAUUGCUCAGAGUCAGAGUCAAUCGCCCUACCCGGGCGAUAUACGAUUUAUCAGGCUUGACGCUGAGAUGGCAUAUAAUUGCAGCACAUCUGUACGGCUUGUACCAGAGCAUGCGUUGGGGACAAUCGAUUAUCUAAGGAACUACUCCAACUUCGACACCACACUGUCUUUCCUCAAGAAGACGCCGCCAUCGUAUCAAAAGCCCGGCGUCGACAUCAUGGGCCGCCUUGACCAGAUUUCCGAUAAGAUUAGGAAUGGAGAAUACAAAAGUUACGCAGAAUUUGAAACAGAUAUCUGGGCUAUCACUUCGGAGUCGAGCGAAGGCCAUUUCGGUAUUAAUCUUCAGCUACUCAGCUUAUUCUCCUGGUUUCUAAACGACACCAUUGUUUCUCUCUCUAGAGAUGGUAAAGAGUUACCUCAAAUCUAUGCACGUUCCGACAUUGAGAGCCUAAUGUCAAACCCUUCGCCAAUUGUUGAACUCGGUGGGAAACCUGUCUUCGAAUAUCUCCGCAGCUACAUCGAACGAAAUACUAAGAGCGGUUUCAUUGAACCCCACGCCGACUGGAACGCGAUGGUCUACAACGGCCCCUAUGUUUUUGCCUCAUUCGGCAUUGAUGUCCAACAGUCAUGGGCCUUUUCAAAUUUCCAACGGACAAAUAUUUACAAUGGAAAGACUCUCCAGGUAAGAUUCGCAAAUGGAAGCGAUGUCGAAUGGUUAUACAGUGCGGGUUCAGGAGCCAAUCUGCUUGCCAACAACCUGACGAGCCCUGGAAAUAUAUACUAUGGGAGAAUUGCAAAUCCGGGAAUCUCUUCGGGAAUCAACACAAGAUCUGACGAACUCAUCGACCGCGACAGAUUGGAGCCGGUAGCUCUGGGCGAACGCCAACAGCAAAAUAACCCCCGACCAAAGCCUCUCCCUAGCGUGCCCCUGUUCAACUACCCCCGGAAUCCUGACGUCCUCGAGGUGGACUUCGGAGUAGGGGGGGUUGUUUCCGGUUACAUUCUUCACGACGAUUCUAUUGGUGUUCUCAGUUUGCCCAGUUAUAAUCCUGGAGAGCCAGCUACAGGGACUACUGCCCUGAACUAUACCAAUGCCGUGAUUGAAUUUAUCACCAAAGCGAAGGAAAGCAGGGUGAAGAAGAUUGUCAUUGAUCUUUCAGGAAACGGAGGUGGCAGUAUUUUCCUCGGCUAUACCAUCUUCAAGCUCUUCUUCCCAUCUAUCAAGCCCUCGCUGCUUGGGCGUGUUCGAGCCACCCCUCACAUAAACACUAUUGGCUCAAUCCUGACUGGAGUCCUACAAGAUAGAGCCCUUCCAAGUAGCGACUGGCAGUAUAUUUAUGACACGUAUGGCGGAAGAAUCGGCCUCUCCGCCUACGACAUCUUGGACCCGGAUGACCGUGAAUUCGAGUCAUGGGGUGCCUUUUUUGGGCCACGCGAGAACAAUGACGAUAGUUUUACAAACGGAGCUCGAUAUAAUUUGUCGAGCCCCCUGAUGGAAACAAAACCCUACCUCGAUUUCGCGAUUCCGGGCUAUGGCGCGGAUAUCAUCUGGCCCCAAUCCGAGCUGUGGGCGGCUGAAGACAUCAUCCUCCUCCACGACGGUAUCUGCGCCAGCACAUGUGCCAUCUUCUCGGAGCUCAUGAAGACAGACGCAGGUGUCAAGUCCGUCGCCGUUGGUGGCAUCCCCCAAUAUGGACCCAUGCAAGGCGUUUCCGGCACCAGGGGGAGUAGUGCGCUGAAGUUCGAGUACUAUAGCGACUUAAUGGAGGACUUCAACAAUACGGUAUUGAACAGCCUCGGAAACCUGGCUUCCGCCUCGUUGAGUAGAUGGGGUGUCUCGGUGGAUGACUUCCAAGCCCUGCCACUACCAAUCAGCAAUUCACCUCUCCGCAUCGAGGGCGGCGUCAAUGCCCUUGACAUGAUCCGUGUUUCUAGUCCGGACGCGCCCCUUCAAUUCACGUACCAAGCCUCCGACUGCCGCCUGUUCCAUACUUUCGACACAGCCCAUGACAUCAGAGUGCUGUGGCGCACCGCAGCCAGAGUGGCCGGUGGUGACAUGUCGGCUUGUGUCCCUGGCUCUACCAACGCUCCCGGCUCCAGGAGUAACGUCACUCUCUUGAGUGACCCGGGUUAUUCCUACAACUCAACGUGGGAGCGAGCCAACUCGACAGAUGUGCCCAAGAAUAAGGGAGUUAAUGGAAGCGGCUCAGGUGCUCCUCAGUUGUCUGUCGGAAUCGCUGGCCUCUUGGCUGUUGCUUUUGCUUUUGUUCUUGCCUUUUGA
Molecule: messenger RNA, 2403 nt
Organism: Clonostachys rhizophaga
Lineage: Eukaryota; Fungi; Ascomycota; Sordariomycetes; Hypocreales; Bionectriaceae
Source: the annotation of a GenBank genome assembly